GAGCCAAGACAGUGUCACGUGAGGCGCCCAAGAUGGCGGCGCUGAGGGCGGUCCUGGGGUGUCGGGGGGUCUCUGCCCCGCGCCGCCCCCCCAGGCAGAGCCGGGGGGCAGCGGGGGGGCUGCUGCAGCGCCUGGGCCGCUGGUUCUACGAGGUGGACGAGGUGGUGGCCUGGGGAGAGCGGCUGCGGCGGAACCGGCUGCGGAGCAGAAACGCGUACUGUGGCUUCCUCAGGGACACCUACGGGGACAACGUGGCAGCUGCCAUUUUCACCUUGUCCUUCGGUGGGGGGGUCAGAUUUGAGGGGCAGGAGCACUGGAUCCGUCCCGAGAGCCGCUGGCGCCCCGAGGUCCUGCGGCUCCGCGACGUCCCCGUGGUGGCCGUGGACCUCAGCGGCUCCUCCCUCACCUAUGAAGGCUUCGACAACCUGGUACUGCUGAGCCAGCUGCAGCACCUGGACCUGAGCAGGUGCCCCCACCUGGAUGACUGGGCACUGGGACGGCUGCACGUCUUUGGGGACACCCUGCGGGACCUGUCGGUGGCCCAUUGUCCCCAUGUCACUGAGAGGGGUCUGGCUACCCUCCACCACCUCCGGGAGCUCCGGCGCUUGGACGUGGCUGGGAUCCAGGUGCUGAGCCCGGGGCUGGUUCAGAUCCUGCUGGAGGAAAUGCUGCCAAAAUGCCACAUCCUGGGCUUGGACCUUGGGGACAGUGCGGGGACGGGGACAACGCCACCACUGGAGUCCCCUGCUUGAGGAUGGGGGGGGUUGGGGUGUGGAGGGAGCCACGCUGCCCCCCCGGAGCAUUAAAUCCUGGCAGCUGCGUGCUGCCUCCCCCCC
This is a messenger RNA of Apus apus (common swift), 836 nucleotides long. It is a transcript of the gene DMAC2, whose product is annotated as distal membrane arm assembly component 2. The record is from RefSeq and is a predicted model, not a curated record. NCBI's taxonomy places the organism in Eukaryota, Metazoa, Chordata, Aves, Apodiformes, Apodidae. The transcript is spliced from 6 exons. The coding region runs from base 33 to 752 and encodes 239 amino acids.